Molecule: messenger RNA, 2307 nt
Organism: Sungouiella intermedia
Lineage: Eukaryota; Fungi; Ascomycota; Pichiomycetes; Serinales; Metschnikowiaceae
Source: the annotation of a GenBank genome assembly
AUGAUCGACGUUGCUGCGAGGCCCCUUCUGGUGCCAGUCACCAAAGUUCAUGCCAGGACGCUUCCUCUGGAAGUGUUCCAUCUUAUUUUAUCGUAUGUGGAAAUAGACGAUAUCAUCAAGUUGAUCUUAUCGCAUACUCCUCUCUAUUACCAACAGAUCAGAGAGGCGUUGGCUGCACGAGUGCUGGGAGCUAAACUUGUGGCUACCAAUCGAGUCUGGCUAGCCAGCUAUUUGGAGUCGUAUAAGAAGCAGAGUUCGUUUAUGGAUCGGCGCAAGGCUGAGUACUUGAGUGAACCUCGCAAUUUGCCUGUGAUCUUGCUGGCGGCGUCUCCGAGAGAUUACGUUACGGUGUCGUAUUAUGUGUCGAGUUUGAAGGACAUCCAUGGGUUCCUCAGGCUUGCAGAUGCCCUUCCGAAAUCGUUUGGUGUCAGGUACAAUGUUGAGUUGGAGUUCGAUUCAGGCAUGCUCCAUGUGAUCGACUUGCUGACCAUUUUGGCUGGCUGUGGUGAACUUUUUGGACAUUCUCUCAAAGUCCUCAUGGUUACCAACUACAACGGAGACCUCCAUCUCGAUAUGACCAAGUUCCUGCUGCUUGAGGCGCUUUGGCUCACAAACACGAAUGUGACGUUCUCGUCGUCAUUCGAGCUGAACCUUGCUCUCAAGAGAAUCGUAAUCCACCCCAACUACAACGGAGUAUCCGAUAACAACCCAGUGAUCAUCGACAAGUCAUUGCCUCCCAACCUAGUGCUGGUGCAUUUGGGCCAGUCAGUAGUGUUGGAUAGCUCGAACAAUUACGCGUUUCCUGAAAAUAUUGUCGACGUCACUAUCAUGACCGUCAGAGAUACCCUGAUGAAAUACUUGGGUAAGCUCUUUGAGGAUUGUUUGGUGCAAAGAAAUCUGUUAGUGUACGAGUCUGCGUUAGCAGAAUGUUCCGCUCAUGCGACGUAUAACCAUAUCCAGUGGCUCAUCAAGAAGGAGAAUGUACUCACCAAAUUGGCACUCACCUCCAUUAAGAACUUGGAAAAGACUUGGGAUUUUUCUGCCAAAACUUCCCUCAAGGAAUUCAAGCUUUCAAAAUGCGAUGUUCAGUCACUUGUCCUUCCUCCUGGUAUCACGCAUUUGGACGUGUCGAACAACAACAUCGAGAACAUAUCAGCUACAGUGUUCGCCAACAUUACUCCAGCACUUCUCGCCUUAAACAUCUCCGACAAUCCCAUCGAUUGGCGCCUGAUGCCAGAAAGCAUUGUUUUCCCUCCUAAUCUUAAGGAUCUCCGCAUGAACAACACCAACAUCGGCCGUCGCCUACUGUCAAUGUUUUUUCCUAGUCUGUUGGAGUACCUUUCGCUCGAAGUCAAUCAGAUUGAGCUGUUCGCUCAUUUCAUGGGCUUUUCGUCACGCCUGCUUGAACUUAAUUUCACCUGUAACCUUAUUGCUAAGCUAGAUUGUCCUUGGGUUCCCCCAGGAACUAAAACUGUCCGCUUAACGGAAAAUUUCCUCACUGGCCCAUUGGAACUUUCCACCGAUGUUCUAGGAAACGCCUCUUGCAUCGAGCAAGUCUACUUGGAUAACAACCGUCUUCUGACCCUAUCUGAUAUCAGACUUCCGAAUACCCUCCGCAUCUUAAAUCUCGACGAGUGCAGCAUCUCAAGGUUGGAAAACAUCCAAUUCCCCUCUUCAAUUGAAGAGUUGAGUAUCAACGGCACUAAUCUUAAGAGCAUAGUGAACGUGGGGUUUGGGUGCAACUCGAAACUUCGGGUUCUUAACUUGGCACAAAACAGAAUCAGUCAAAAAGAUGUUCUUCAGUUGCGGUUGCCUCAAUCGUUGGUGCAAUUAAACUUGAGCGGGAACACAAUUACCAGACUUCAUGGUAACGAGUUUGUUCAUUUGACCCGGUUAGAGUCGUUGAGUUUGUCUUGGAACAGUUUGAAGCAGGUGGAACUCCAAUUGAAUGGCCAACUCCAAAGCUUGGACUUGUCGUAUAAUAAAAUUCUGGAGCUCCAGUUGAGAUUCCUCGGCAAGAAGAUCACUCAGCUUGCUGAAGUCAAUCUUUCCAUGAAUGACCUUGAUCACUUGACACCAAACAUGAUCGGCCAUGGUGAUGGCACAAUCCACUCCAACCUCUUGGAAGUAGAUGUAACAGGCAACAAGGUAUCGAUGGAGGAAUCGUUGAAGGGGUUUCCUGAAUCGCUUAUCUGUUUGGUGGAAGGAAUCAGCGGAGUACAAGACCGAUAUGGAUACGACGUUGGAGCCAACGUGAUUGGAAACACCUAUUGCCAUGGUAAGCGCAUCGAUGUUCCAAGUCUUUGA